Molecule: messenger RNA, 1902 nt
Organism: Nymphalis io (European peacock)
Lineage: Eukaryota; Metazoa; Arthropoda; Insecta; Lepidoptera; Nymphalidae
Exons: 6
Coding region: 1-1902 (633 amino acids)
Source: RefSeq, a predicted model, not a curated record
AUGUUAAUUUUGACUGUUAACGCUGAUAAAACGCAACCACGAGCUACACUGAAGUGGUGGCUGCGCUCGGGCAGCGGCGCGGCGGUGUACGUGGCGGGCGUGCGCGACUGCGGCGCGCUGCGCGGGCUGCGGGCGGACGCGCUGCGGGCGUCGCUGCGCGCGCUGCGGGACAUGGCGCGCGCGCUCGGCGCCGCGCUCCAACCCCAAACGAAGAAAUAUGACACCCUAAAAUCGAGAUUAUUAGCAGUGUACGAAGAAUCAGAAAAUCGUCAACUCCAAAAACUUUUGAGUGAAAUCGACCUUGGCGAUGAGAAACCAUCUCAACUUUUGAGACGCAUGCGAGAUUUAGCAAGGAGGAAAAUUCCCGACGAAACGCUGAGUAUCAUGUGGCAAUGUCAUUUGCCAGCCGCAGUACGCUCCGUCCUUGCCGUCACUGAUGUAAAAGAUUUGGAAAAUUUGGCUACUAUUGCAGACAAAAUUAUGGAAAAUACAAGGCCUAUUCAAAUAGCGGAGAGUUACAUAGAUCUUAUGACAGCUUACAAUAUCUAUGUCGUGAUGCUAUGUCGUGGAGAAAAUGGUUAUGCCAUUAAUAUUUCUCAAGUUGACCCAAUCGGUGGUACACCUCUGCGUAAAACAGUGUCAUGUAUGAACUACUAUUGCUACCGUAUAAUGACAAGACGUAACAAUUUCAAUACUUUGCUUAGAUAUGGAAUGUUAACAAACCAAUACUUGGUAGAUCAAUAUGCGAAAAUUGAAUCUCAGAGAUUGGCCUACAUCCGUAAUAAUCAAACUAAAUUGAGAGCUGAAAAUUACGUUCAUCUUCAGGAUGCUUUACAGGCGAAUGAACACCGCAACGGCAUUGGGCAGUUGGUUAUACUACCUUCAUCAUUCACAGGUGGACCUCGAUAUUUACACGAAAAAUCGCAAGACGCCAUGACUUACGUAAGAAAUUACGGCAAACCUGAUUUAUUUAUAACUGCAACAUGUAACCCAAAUUGGCCGGAAAUCAAAGAAAAUAUUAACACCAAUUUAACUCCACAAGACAGAUACGAUAUAGUUAACAGAGUCUUCCAUUUAAAAGUACAGAAACUCCUGCACCUCAUUAACAAGUCUCAUAUAUUCGGUCCGCCGCGCUGUCAUAUGUACACAAUAGAAUGGCAGAAACGUGGCUUGCCACAUGUACACCUGUUGGUGUGGUUAGUGAACAAAAUUAGACCAAACCAAAUUGACAGGGUUAUUUCAGCUGAAUUACCGGAUAAAGAUGAAGAUCCUAUCCUGUACGAAAUCGUAAAGAAACAUAUGAUCAAUGAGGUACUCGAAAACAUGUCUAGCAUAACAUCGUCUAUUACUUUCAUGGAAAAAGAAUUUGAAGAAGUAAAGCAGGAAAUGAACAGUAAAACACAAAUUAUUAAGUCUCUUGAGAAUGAAAAUAAGUUGUUACGUUCUGACAUUUCAAAUCUUCAUUCUAGACUCGCAUUACUUGAACAACAAUCUAGGGCAUAUAAUCUAGAAAUACAAUGCAUCCCAGAAUUCAGUGAUCAAGCCACUUUCAGCAUACAAUCACCAAAUGAAGUGGAAAAAUAUCAGUCUGGACGUUACAUCUGCAGCUCUGAAGCUGUAUUAUCAUUCGAAGUGCACGACCGGGCUCCCACAAUUGUCCACCUUGCAGUUCAUUUAGAAAAUGGACAAAGAGUAUAUUUCACAGAGAACAAUAUACAAGAAGUUGUUAAUAACCCGCGGGAUAUAACAUUGACAGCAUUCUUCAAGUUAUGUGCUCAAGAUGAUUUCGCGAAAACACUGACAUAUGACAGAGUUCCAGGUUACUAUACAUGGAACCAGAGUUCUAAAACUUUUCAACGGCGAAAACAAGGUACUGCGGUUGAUGGUUUCCCCGGAAAGUAA